AUGAGAGCAAUAAAGAAAGGCAAGCGCCCUAUACGUGGGAGCAGCCACGAUGAGAGGAACCAGGUGCUCACCACGUACCUGUGGAUCAGACAGGCCUGGCAUGACGCCUACCUGAAGUGGGACAAGGAAGACUAUGACAACCUGGAGAUGAUCAACAUCCCGAGCGACCUGGUUUGGAAGCCGGACAUCGUCCUCUACAACAAAGCAGAUGAUGAGCCUGCAGAUGCAUCCAGCACUAAUGUGAAGCUGCGAUAUAACGGAGAGAUCAUCUGGGACUCUCCAGCCAUCACAAAGAGCACAUGUGUGGUGGACGUUUCCUACUUCCCCUUCGACUGGCAGCAGUGCAACCUCACCUUUGGCUCCUGGACCUACAACGGCAACCAGGUGGACAUCAGUUUGGGGAUGGACAGUGGUGAUCUGUCUGACUUUGUGGAGAAUGUGGAAUGGGAGUGUCACGGCAUGCCGGCAGUUAGAAACGUCAUGAUGUAUGGCUGCUGCUCCGACCCUUACACUGAAAUCACCUACACCCUGCUCCUGAAGCGCCGCUCCUCUUUCUACAUCUUCAACCUGCUCCUGCCCUGCUUCCUCAUCUCGUUCCUUGCGCCGCUGGGCUUCUACCUGCCGGCAGACUCUGGGGAGAAGGUUUCCCUUGGGGUCACAGUGCUGCUGGCGCUCACUGUGUUCCAGCUGCUGGUGGCUGAGAGCAUGCCUCCUGCAGAGAGCAUGCCCUACAUAGGAAAGUACUACAUAGCCACAAUGACUAUGAUCACAGCCUCCACGUCUCUCACCAUCUUCAUCAUGAACAUUCACUUCUGUGGUGCGGAGGCUAAACCAGUCCCUCACUGGGCCAAGGUGCUCAUCAUAGACUACAUGUCCAAAAUCUUCUUUGUCUACGAGGUGGGAGAGAACUGCACCACGCCGGAGAGCGAGAGGACCCCGCUGUACCCCGAGGAACCCAUGAAUGAUACCGGCGGCUACCACGACGACCAUUUCAACCAGUACCAUCAUGACAGCGACCCGUACAAGUACAGCAAUGGCCACAGCAUGCAUCACCACAGCAGGCAUCACAAAAGCCAGGUUAACGGCAACGCCAACAAAAGCCACCACCAUUACAACAACCAUAACAACCACGUUUCCAGACUGGAGAGGGGAGAGGGGAAGCGGGAGACCACAAAGCACUACCACCACAUCAGGAGGGACGAACUGGACUACCAGGCCCCUCUUCAUCCGCAAAAUCUCCAGCACCUGAACGGAGGGCUGAAGGAGCAGCUCCUCUAUCCCACGGAGAAACUUCAAGUCCCAGCGUGCCCCUGCUGCUGCCCCUGCCUCCAACAUAAACAGGUGGUAAAGAACAUCCAGUACAUCGCCAACUGUUUCCGUGAGCAGAGAGCUACUUGCGUCAAGGCGGCCGAGUGGAAGAAAGUCGCCAAGGUGAUGGAUAGGUUUUUCAUGUGGAUCUUCUUCAUUAUGGUGUUCCUCAUGAGCAUCCUCAUCAUCGCCAAGGCAUCCUGACAGCCUCCUUCAUCACCAUUGUGAUAACAUUCAUCCUCCAUCACCCCAUUUUUAAUUCAAAGCAGCACAAAUCAGAACUGUUUUAUAUGUGUGUCAGUAUUGUGUGUGUACGUGCGGUUGUGUAAGUUCAUUGUUUUUUUUGCUUUGAUAUAAAGAGGACGAGGUCACCGCGCACCAAUCAUCCGUUCAACCACGAAGGCACAGAAGCACAGAGUUCAUCAAAGCCUCUUGGUUAGUUAACGUCAGGUGUGCUCGCAUGUGUGACGAAGCAGCAGAGUGGUAAGACAAUCUAGGCCUCGCCUUGAACAUGCAUGGAUUCUCCAUUAUUGAUGAGCUAACAGCCAGACAUCCCGCUAUAGGCAUUAUGUUACUUACAAUGCGUUUCAGGCAACCAGAUGAUGCUGCUUUCCAGAGUCAGGUUCAAUGAGAGCAGCAGCAGAUUAACCUUAAAUACCUUAUAUAUGGUUAAUGAUCCCAGGGCUGUCCUUGUGCUAAUCAUCAUGGAAAAAUGUGCACUGUGAAAACAUUUAGUGUUUUUUUUAGUCUAGAUGAUAAGAAAUUGGUUUACAUUAGUUGUCAAUACUUGAAUGAGAGACUUGG
Messenger RNA from Plectropomus leopardus (leopard coralgrouper), 2112 nucleotides. The record is from RefSeq and is a predicted model, not a curated record. NCBI's taxonomy places the organism in Eukaryota, Metazoa, Chordata, Actinopteri, Perciformes, Serranidae.